This is a messenger RNA of Ogataea haglerorum, 753 nucleotides long. RefSeq lists its product as uncharacterized. Gene Ontology annotation, molecular function: glutaminase activity. Gene Ontology annotation, cellular component: cytosol; glutaminase complex. Gene Ontology annotation, biological process: pyridoxal 5'-phosphate biosynthetic process; pyridoxine metabolic process. The coding region runs from base 1 to 753 and encodes 250 amino acids. The record is from RefSeq and is a predicted model, not a curated record. NCBI's taxonomy places the organism in Eukaryota, Fungi, Ascomycota, Pichiomycetes, Pichiales, Pichiaceae. The transcript has a single exon.
AUGACUCAACAAGACUCAAAGACACACGUGGUUGUCGGCGUGCUCUCCGUCCAAGGCUCCUUCAGGGAACACUUGGACCACCUGAAUGUUUUAUUCACAGACCUCAAUUCUGCUCCGGAGAAUAGCCAGCUGCAUUUUGCCGCAAGGACAGUCAGGCAGCCGAAGGAUCUGGACGGCCUGAGCGGCUUGAUUUUGGUUGGCGGCGAGUCCACGACCAUGUCGCUGCUUCUGCAACACAGCGGGCUAUUUGAGCCUCUAGCGAGGUUGAUCCAGUCAGGCAAGAUCGGUGUCUGGGGGACCUGCGCUGGCCUGAUUCUAAUAGCCAACCAGGUUAUCAACACCAAGGUCGACCUGGGGAGGCGCAAGUUCAGAGCUCUUGGUGGCCUGGACGUCUCGAUAGAGCGGAACUCGUUUGGACGCCAGGUCGACUCAUUCACUCAGGAGCUCAGCUUCCAAGCGUCAGGGGUAAAUUCUUUCGAAUGUGUGUUCAUCAGAGCGCCGGUUGUGUCUAGUAUUUUGGGCAGAGAGCGUCCCGUUGGCACAGAAAGCUCUGUGGUGGCAGACUUGUUUCAGACCAAUAACCAUCCUGUGGAGGUCCUUUCGGAGGUGGAAAAAAACGGCAAGACGCUGAUUGUUGCUGUUCGACAGGGCCACAUCCUUGGCACGUCCUUCCAUCCCGAGCUGGUGCCGGACUACCGCUUCCACAAGUGGUUUGUAGACGAAUUUGUUCUAAGGCGGUCGAUCGACGCAUAA